AUGGAUUCACAAAAUAAGCAAGCAGAAUUUCGAUACAUUGAUGGUAGAAGAUAUCAUAAUGCAGAAAAUAUUGUAUAUCAUUUACCAAACGAUGAAAAUGAAACAGAUAGAUUACAUACUCAACAUUUCUUACUAAGAUACAUCUGGCAAAGUAAUUUUUCUGCUCCUGUCGAACAUAUUUUGUCUAAACCAGGUGCCAAAGUUCUUGAUAUUGGAUAUCCAUUGAUUAAUGUUGUUGGAUUAGAUAUAUCUCCAUACCAACCAACUCAAAUAAAACCUAGAAAUUUUGAAUUCAUUAAGGCAAAUGCUCAAGAAGGAUUACCAUUCGAUGAUAACACUUUUGAUUUUGUAUUUCAACGAUUUUUGUUUAUUGGAUAUACUAUAGAGAAGUGGCCAUAUAUAAUAAAUGAGAUUGUCAGAGUUUUAAAACCAGGUGGAUUCGUAGAGUUAUGUGAACCUUCCAAUGUAUUUGAUGGAGGACCUGCUACUCAACGUUUAUGGAAUUAUGGCGAGGCUGAAUUGUUAAGAAAACAAGGUGGCGAUUUUGAUGUAUAUCAAAAAUUAGAGAAAUAUUUACAAGAUCAAGAGCAAUUGGUAAAUAUUAAAAAAGAGGUGAAACAAAGCUAUUUUGGCACAAAGCACAACAAUCUCGAGCUUAGUAAAGUGAAUGUCGGUAAUGCAAUUAACGCAUUAGUUUCUCUUAAACCUAUUUUAACAAAAACAUUGCAGGCUUCUGAUAAAGAAUAUGAUGAAUUGGUUAAAACAUGCGAAAAAGAAUUAUUUGAGCUUGAUACUUAUUUUUAUACUGUUCGUGCUUAUGCGAGCAAAGUUUCUGAUAAUAUUAAUGAAUCAAUAAUUCAAA
Messenger RNA from Dentiscutata erythropus, 862 nucleotides. Lineage: Eukaryota; Fungi; Glomeromycota; Glomeromycetes; Diversisporales; Gigasporaceae. The record is from the annotation of a GenBank genome assembly.